GGAAGAGUCUACCGUGUCAAGGGGAGGUUCCCUCUGCAGGACCCAUGGUGGGAGUUCAGCGUGGAAUGUCGUCGUGUAGGCAACAUGUACUUCACGACUGGCUGUCCCGAGUACCGACUCAACCAGAACCCUGACGAGAACCUGAUCCAACUCUUCCUGACGAAAUGUGGAGUUGAAGAACAGUACAGAAAAGCAUUUCAAGAAUCUCUACAGAUGGAACCCCGGCUCAAGCAGAAGCCACUCAACUUUCAGAACCUGCGUGAAAUAGUGCAAGAAUAUGGCUCAUUAAAUGAGACAGCACAGGCAGUGGCAAUACAAAUGCUUAAAUGCAUAAAUGCUAUGGGUAAAGAAGAGGCCCAGGCGAUGGUAGCCCCCACUUUCCUGCGCUAUGGUCCCAAGCUGCUGCCCAAGAAGUUCUACGGACUUCUUCUGUCUUCAGAAGAGAGGCUGAAAGUCUUGGAGACAGUUACUGCACAUGAGCCAUGGAAGCUUGGCUUUGGGCCGAUCAUGUACCAGGAGCACCAGUUUAUCGGUGUCGAGGCCACGCUGGACGCCUUCAAACGCUGUGACCUUCUGAAGGAGUUCCCUCCAACUAAGAGGGACGCCAUCUACAUCUAUGACUUCAUCAAGUCCCAGUGUCGAAAGGCUGGCCAUACGUUUGUGGACAAGGAAUCCCUCCGCUUGCGAGACAACAAUACCUUGAAGUUUUUGGAGGAGAACAAGAUCACAGUUCAGCUAGAAGAGAAAGUCGCUUUGAAGCGGUACUACGACUACGAAAACAACAUCAGAGGUGGUAUUGAAACACUUCUUGCUAAAGACAAGAUAAGCAAGUGGGUGAUAGACUCUGCCAAUCUUGAAGGAGCCUUUGGAGAAGAUGAAGCCCAGAAGCAAGCAGCUGAGUUGAUCUGCAAGAACCCUGUCACUGUGCUGUCUGGGAAAGGUGGGUGUGGGAAGACGUACGUGGUCAGCGAGGUGUUCAAAGUCGCACACAGGCAGAUUCACCAGGCUGAAAAGCAAACAGAAGAGCGUAUGAACGAGACCGCAGAUUCCCGUUUGAACAGUCUGUCUGGGCAGGGAAACAGCGAGGCAGACCAGGAGGCCAUUGGAGGUGAAAGCAUGCCAGAGAGUUCCAAGUCAGGAGCCAUAACAAGUCCAUCUCCACACUCUACAAGCUUGAGCCAACACAGAAAUGAUGAGGAAGAGGAAGCGACCAGGAUCCUACUGACCGCUCCCACAGGAAAAGCCGCCCACCUUCUCGGCAAGCGUACAGGCCUGAAGGCGUACACGCUACACCAGGUGAUCUGGUCCUACAGACACUUGAAGCCCGGUGAUGAAUGGCGCUUCAAGCACGUGCGAGCGCUGGUUGUUGACGAGAGCAGUCUGGUAUCAGUACAGACCUUCUCCACCCUGUUCGAUAUCCUGCUGAAGCACACCUGCCUACAGAAGCUGGUGCUGCUGGGAGAUGUGGACCAGCUGCCCUCCAUAGAGCCGGGCAACUUCCUCACCAACAUGUACCACUCCCUGGCUCCCAUUGGCUGGAGCAUCGAGCUGAAGACCAAUCACAGAUCAGAGUCCAGGCUGAUUGUUGACAACGCAAAGCGGAUCUCACAGCGGAAGCUGCCUCGGUUUGAUGCAGAAAGGAAUUUUCAUGAGGUCCCAGUUGAGGGGGAGGAACAUUUAAGCAGUACUGUGACUGAUCUUCUGAAGAAAGGCUGUGCAAAGGACCACAAGUCUUCACAGUUUGUCGCCUUCAGAAGGAAGGACUGCAACAUCAUCAAUGAAGUCUGCUGUAAGCACUACUCUGGACACUGCACGAAAGCCAAAAACCGCAGCUUGUUUCAGGUAGGAGACAAGGUGUGCUGUACUAAAAAUGCCAACAUCAGUGUGGACCCUUCAGAGGGACUGUCGGACACUGUGAGACUGUGCAAUGGGGAGAUCUUCUUCAUCACAGAUGACACAGAAUGUAUCUCAGAGAAAGGCCAGAAAAGACGCUGGCUGACCUUGGAUGACCUUGAGAGGCAAAUCAAGGUCGACUACCAUGAGCUUAAGUCCAAAGGAGGACUGAAGCAUGCGUGGGCAAGAACCAUUCACACCUAUCAGGGUUCUGAGUCGGACACGGUGCUGUAUGUUGUCGGGGCUCCCUGCUGGUACCAGAACUGGCAGCACGUGUACACGGCCGUGACUCGCGGAAGAAAGGCAGUGUAUGUGAUAACGUCCCGCAGCUCACUCAGCCAGUCUGUGCAGAAACCACCCAUCCAAAGGAAUACACUCCUGCACAACUUCCUGGACAAGCUGUUGAAGCCAUUGAAGACCAGAAGAGGUUUUGUCACAGCACUUGGUACAGGUAGAGACAGUGGUGCUGGACCCAGUACUGCAACAGCUGAUGGAGACUUGGAGAGAUUCACUGCCAUUUCAGGUCCAGGGAUGGUCCUGGAGGAAGGGCAAGGGUCAUCCAGUCUUUUUACAGUACCCAAAAAUGCAGCCAGGCGCUCCCUGUUUGGAGAAGGUGGAAAAGCACAACCCAACAGGAGCACCGUACACCGCAAAUCUGGUCAAAGUGUGUCUUCACCUGCAGUACCAACAGGAACCACUAGUGGCACUGCAGAACCACUGCCACAGCCAGUGGUGAGUCCCCCCACAGUACCAUCAGCGGGAGGCAAAAGUGUGAGGUCACUGAAGCGAACAUCUGCAGUACCAACAGGAACCACUAGUGGUGCUGCAGAACCACUACAGCAGCCAAUGGUUAGUGUGUCCUCACCAAAGCGGACACUGGCUAAUGAAGACAGGGCGUUGACCCCCAGCACCCCAAGUAAGAUCCAGAAAAACGAUUUUUCCCGCGUCCUGCAGGCUACUCCAUCCAGCACCUUGAGCCAGCUCAGUCUAGCAAGCCCAAAUACUAAAUAGGCCAAGCAGUUAUUGUAACAAGUUGUCAACUUGAUAAACUUGGUAUUCUGGACAUCAUCUCAGUGCUGCAGGCCCGUCGCCUUAGGUGGUUUGGGCACGUUGAAAGAUCGAGUGACUGCAUUAAUAAGAUCACCAAACUGAAAGUGACUGGCAACAGAGGUCGUGGUAGACCUAGAAAAACCUGGAGGGACUGUGUCAGUAGGGACUUGAAGGAGUGCGGUCUGACAGGGGUCGACCCACUGGACAGAGCCAAAUGGAAGAGGAGUGUGAAGACUGGCCGACUGCUGCCUACCCCUGCGUCAGGGAACCCAGCAGCAGUAUAAUCUAACCAUGGAUAGUGAGUGAGUGUGAGUGAGUUGGCUGUAGUCAUCUUCUUGGGGGUAGAGCAGAAGUGUUGAGUAAUCAUUCCGGUACAAAACUGUUUUCUUCAUGGACCAGUCCAAUUCAAAUGGAUAAAAAAAAAUCAGUGGACCAAAUUUUGGAAUGAAUAGAAAAUGAACUCAUUUUAUCAGCUUGUGUCCAGCUUUUUGAGGCUUACCGAUCCAAGAAAAUAAUGACCAAAAUAGAGACAGAUACUCCACCAGACCAAUUUGUUUGACCACUGUUUUCGUAUCAUCCAUUCACAAGGUUUCAGACAAUCAGGUUCAGGUCUGGACCUGAUCGUCUAGACUUGAACUUGACCUGUACCUGAAAUUCUUGUACCAGUACCCUCCCCUAGCCACGAGAGUUACAUGUGGGCACCAUGAAACUUUGAAACUUUAUUCGAAAAUCCAUUAGUGACGUGCCCUAGGGCACGCCACUAAUCUUCCUGGACUUCAUACAUAUACACAGAUAACACAUACAGUGGACAAUAUUUACAAACAUAGUUAAAAACAGUCAUGAUAUAUACACAAUACGCAAGUUAUGGAACAGCCAAGAUCAUUUUUCCAUACAGGAGACCAGGUCACAGAGACCAGUUUUGAAUGACCUUGAAGAUAGGGCAGACUGUAGUGCUAUAGGUAGCCGAUUCCACAUAGAUGUUGCUCUAUACCUGAAAGUUCUUUUUAAGGAGUUUGUUCUAGGUUUGUCCAACUUGAAAGUUCUACCUGAAGCAAAACGAGUGCUGUAAUUGUGAUGUUUCUUAACAAAAGACAGUUUACUGCUGAGACAUACAGGUUCAUUGGUCAACACAAUUCUCCUGAAAGUAGUCAUAGUGUUCAAUAACAAUCUAGUGUUCACAGAUUUCCAUUUCGGUAUCAUCUGGAGGAGACGAUUAGCCUUAUUCUGUACUCUCUGUAGAAGAUUUAAGUUCCUCUUUGUUGUGCAAGACCACACUGGGCUACAGUAGUCAAUACGAGACAAUACCAGACAUUCAAUUACUGUGUUUAACAAUUUCUGAUCCAUAAACUUAGCACAUCUUUUAACCAUCCCCAGAGACCUGGCCAUUUUCUUUGAGGUAGACUUUGUUUGAG
Molecule: messenger RNA, 4355 nt
Organism: Branchiostoma floridae (Florida lancelet)
Lineage: Eukaryota; Metazoa; Chordata; Leptocardii; Amphioxiformes; Branchiostomatidae
Product: DNA helicase B-like
Exons: 12
Coding region: 85-2904 (939 amino acids)
Source: RefSeq, a predicted model, not a curated record